Molecule: messenger RNA, 942 nt
Organism: Chara braunii
Lineage: Eukaryota; Viridiplantae; Streptophyta; Charophyceae; Charales; Characeae
Source: the annotation of a GenBank genome assembly
GCGUACAGCUGCGGGCACAUCUUCGGCUCCGGCGUGCGUGGUCUCCUGCGCCAGGGUUGAUCAACGGGCAUUCGCGGCGGUGACGAUGGCGGCGGCGUCAGAGAUGGACGUUCGCGGCUGCGGGCACGGUCUACGCGAAGAAGAGAUCGACGCAGUAGCGAUGGCGGUGACUGUCGUCCUCGUGAACACGAUGAGCAACAUGUCGUCGUCCUCAUGCGACAUAGUGAUGCAGCUCCCCAAACGACGAGCGCUGCUGCAGAGCGUUGCCGAAGCACCGGAUUGCGUGGCCACGUGUGAGGCAGUCGUCCAGCCGUAUGGAGGAAUCAAUCAAGGUCCUGACGAGGAGCGCUUCGACACAUGGCAGAAGGUGGUGCGGGGAUGUGUGGAGAGGGCAUUCGAGCGGCUGAAGUGCAUGUGGCAUCUGUUCUUGAGCACCCACAAGACGAACCUGGAGACCUUGCCACGACAAUUCAGGGCCGUCUGCACUCUCCACAAUAUCCUCCUCGACGCGGGGAUCGACUUCGACGAGAACCUUUUUUGGGAGGUGGAUGCGAACGGCGUUCGGCGUAGAGUGGACUUGGGCAUCGUGGGGAACGGCGCGGGCAGGUGGCGACGGAGCACGAACGUCGAUGGGGACUUGUUGCGGGAUGCACUUCGAGACCGCCUAGCUUUGAUGUAGGACCGUGUGGACGGGAGGGAGGGGCGGGGGGRGGGGGGGGGGGGGGGGUGGGGGUGCGGGAAGGGGGAAGGGGAGGACGUGGGUUGGUGUGAUCGGUAGGCGGGUGGAAUUGUCACGUGGUCCCUGUCCAUGGUCGUAGUGCGCGAAGUUGCAUCCACGAUUGAAUGGCGGCAUGGUUGUCGUCGAUGAGUUCUUUUUUUUGUUUUCAUCGUUUUGACGGUUGAGUGGUUCCAACAGUGGUGCGAACGUUUAAUAUUGGAAGA